Messenger RNA from Dracunculus medinensis (Guinea worm), 1204 nucleotides. The record is from the annotation of a GenBank genome assembly. NCBI's taxonomy places the organism in Eukaryota, Metazoa, Nematoda, Chromadorea, Rhabditida, Dracunculidae.
GGAAAGUAUACAGUUUACGGCUGGUAGUGCAGAUAUGGUGAAGCAGGCUGCACAUAUCCCUAUCAUCAAUAGUAAAUUUUACGAUGGUGUUCCGGGUAAAUUUACGCCGAUGCCGUAUGGUCCUCUAGACACAAGACUUGAGUACGGAUUGUUAUCGCAAGAUCGUUUGCUUAGUGAUGGAGGUAAAGAUAAAACCUCGAACCUUAAUUUUUUUUUUCAGGGAACAUGUCAAAAAAAUAUUGACUGCGCCACUUGUAAAUCGAAUUUGGUAGAUUGUGUUGGGCAUUUUGGUUACAUGGAUUUAGCUUUGCCUGUAUUCCAUGUUGGAUUUUUCAACAGUGUGAUGCAUGUGCUGCAAUGCAUUUGUAAAAGUUGCUCAGGAUUGCUUGUUUCGGAUGAAAUAAGGGAGAAAUUUCUGAACGAAUUGCGUAAAACGUCUUUGGAUUAUUUAAAAAGGAAGGCAUUGCAUAAACGAAUCGUUGCGAGCUGUAAAAAGAACACAACAUGUCCUCACUGUGGCAGCAAAAACGGUGUGGUUAAAAAAGCAACUGGAGCAGUGCUUAAAAUUGCUCACAGUGAUACAAUAACAGAAAACCGUUUACCUGAAUUCUUCGCUGCAGUUGAGGAGAAUAAGGAGUUGCACUCUUUGCUACCAAGAAUUAAGUUUGAUGUGCUAGAUGCAGUCCAUGUGGAGGAUAUUUUCAGUAAGAUAAGGAUGGAAGUAAUUUUGUUUUUCAUUUUGAAAAUGCUAAUUUUUGUAAUUGGAAAAAUUAAGGAUAUAUCAUUGUUAAUGGCGCAUGACUCAGAAAUGAAACAUCCUUUGGACCUUUUGCUAACUCGGUUACCUGUUCCACCAAGUUGUAUUCGACCAUCCGUUAUUUCUGAAGUUAAAAGUGGGUCAACCGAGGAUGAUAUCACUGUGAUGUUGUCAGAAAUCAUGCUAGCGAACAAAAUUCUUAGCAGAUAUGUAGAAAAUGGUAUGCCAACAAAGACGAUUAAUGAAUCUUGGGAUCAGCUGCAGGUGCAAAUUGCUUUAUAUAUGAACAGCGAAAUCAGUGGUCUUCCAAUGGAAUUGCAGCCAAAAAAAAAUAUGCAAGGAUUUGCUCAGCGACUGAAAGGGAAGCAAGGACGUUUUCGAGGACACCUUUCUGGGAAGAGAGUGGAUUUCUCUGGCCGAACUGUAAUCUUUUUCAAUCUUUCUUAG